This is a messenger RNA of Anopheles gambiae (African malaria mosquito), 1074 nucleotides long. Its product is annotated as histone H3. NCBI's taxonomy places the organism in Eukaryota, Metazoa, Arthropoda, Insecta, Diptera, Culicidae. Gene Ontology annotation, molecular function: structural constituent of chromatin; DNA binding; protein heterodimerization activity. Bases 63 to 473 code for a protein of 136 amino acids. The transcript has a single exon. The record is from RefSeq and is a predicted model, not a curated record. Gene Ontology annotation, cellular component: nucleosome.
CAACUUUUGUCAAAUAAACAAGUUCGCUCCGUGCUCAACGAAACCUACGCUCCCGAAGUGAAAUGGCUCGUACCAAGCAAACCGCUCGUAAAUCGACUGGAGGUAAGGCUCCUCGCAAGCAGCUGGCCACCAAGGCUGCUCGUAAAAGUGCCCCGGCCACCGGAGGAGUGAAGAAGCCGCAUCGUUACCGUCCGGGAACGGUGGCCCUCCGAGAAAUCCGUCGCUACCAGAAGUCAACUGAGCUGCUCAUCCGCAAGCUGCCCUUCCAGCGCUUGGUGCGUGAGAUCGCCCAGGACUUCAAGACUGAUCUCCGCUUCCAGAGCUCAGCCGUCAUGGCGCUGCAGGAAGCCAGCGAGGCGUAUCUGGUUGGUCUGUUUGAAGACACGAAUCUGUGCGCCAUCCACGCCAAGCGCGUCACCAUCAUGCCCAAGGACAUCCAGCUGGCCCGUCGCAUCCGCGGAGAGCGUGCCUAAAUCGUCCAUGCAUCCGGAAGCGGUCCCUGUCUAAACGGGGCAUUUCCUUCUCAAAACGGUCCUUUUCAGGACCACCAAUACUGUUGAACAUUCCAAGAAUUUUCUUUCGAUUGCUAUUAUGAAAUUGUACAUACGAAUGCAAGUCUUCACGUAUGUCGUUUUGUUAUAACGAGGAAAGUGUGAAAAGGGGGAAAAUUUGUUUUAAAUAAUCAAUGUUAUGGGAGGUAUUUUAACUUUUUCUUGUCAAAGUUUCGCUUUUUAAUAGGGCAUCUGAGGAUUUUGACUAUAUUGAUCAAUACUUUAUUACCAUCUAUAUAACCUAUGACUAUUAUACCAACAUCGCUGCUUACAACAAACUACGAACGAAUAGUAUGACUAUAUAUUUUACAACAAAUGUUCAACUCAAACAGCUUAACUGAUGCUUAUACAAACGUGAAUUAAAAUGCUCAAGAAGACGACCCUUCAAUACUUAUAAGCAAGUUUAAAAUCGAACAAAUCUAUUACAACAUUUGACUCACGACACAUAAGCUGCUAUUGGUUGCUUUGUCGAUAAAUUAUCCUCGUAUGCGCGAGGAAAAUUUAAUUUAAAAAAAUGAUUGUC